AUCAGAGGAUAAAGAACAGGAAAAGCUGAGAGAGUAGCGAGAAAAGCCCCAGUGGAGCUAAGAGAGGAACCACAAAGGAAGCCUCUGGCACCAGAGCUGAAGGCAACGAAACCUGGGUGCAAAGGACCAGCAGAAGGCAGCCAUGUGCCUUCCCAUGUGACAGAGGUGUCCCAGAUGCCAGCAGCCUUUCUUCAGAGUCCAGAUAUCUAUUACUUUUGAGGAUGUUGCCAUUUAUUUCACGGAGAAGGAAUGGCAGAAUCUAGAGACGUGGCAGAAGGAGCUUUACCAGCAUGUAAUGAGAACCAAUUAUGAGACUCUUGUUUCUCUGGGUAAGAAAUAUACAACUUUGUAUAAAUAAUGGACGUGGAUCCUUUAAGAGGUCUUGGUCGGUUGAACCUCCUGGAUGUCAGAUGAUGGAAUUCCCAAACCGGAACUAAUAUCCUGGAUUGAACAAGGGGGUGAUCCUUUCAGAAAUUGGGAAGAAUCACAGAAAUCAGAAAACAUAAUUUGUUCCUCUGCUGAUAAGCAUUUUGAUCCAGUUUUUGAGGGGCAGCUGUUUGGGGGAAGCCAAAAAUCUGUACAUUCAGGAGAAAUUAAAUGCCAUUUCCCAUUAGACCCUCAGCAAGAUAUCCAUCGGGAACAGAGACACUUCCAAUAUAAUAACUGUGAAAAGAGAUUCCACCUGGAGUGCAAGCGGAAAGGCUGCCAGCACAAACAAACUGUAAAGAAGCCAUAUUCUUGCAGUAAAUGUGACCGAUCCUACUCCUGCCCUCGGAACCUCCGUGAUCACCUGAGAGUGCACAGUGGGGGAAAGCCUUUCCAGUGCCCUGAGUGUAAAAAGCGCUUCUCUGUGAAGGCCUCUCUGUUCUAUCACCAGCACACCCACAGCAAGGAGUGGCCAUUCUCUUGUGGGGAGUGUGGCAGAGGCUUUAUCUGUCAGGGUAAGCUCACCGAUCACUUCAGAGUGCACAGUGGGGAGAGGCCCUACCAGUGCCCCGAGUGUAACAAGUGCUUCCGCCAGAAGCGCACUAUGAAGAAGCACCAGAACAUCCACCGCAAGGAGAGGGGAUUCUGUUGCGGGGAGUGUGGCAAGCAUUUCAUUUUUAAGUGUCAACUUGAUGACCACAUCACAGUACACAGAAAAUCCUCUAGGGCUCCAAAUGAGCCUGAUAUUAAGAAAAGGCUUAGGCGACCGUAUGUAAUGGUAGAGGAUGAUUGGAGUUGAGGUAGAGGACAACAUCCAAGCAUGAAACAGAACUUGUGUUGCCUGAGAAUUCACAACAGUCCCCAAACUGUUAGACAGAUUUUAGGAACAGGGGCCCAUUUUUGAGCAAGAAUGUAAUACUAGUUAGGAAUAUGAGAAAUCACAAGGGAUUUUCUCUUUUAAACAAUCAAUUAUAUUUACUGUCCAUUGACAAAAAGAGAUAAAUGCUAUUUCUGUUAUCUUAAGUGGUAUUUCUCCCCCAAAUGCUAAGCCAGCUCUGAAAUUCCAGCUUGUAUUAAGACAGAAGGAGAUCCCUCCAGUACCAUUCUCAAAGGUAAAAAGAUGAGGGUGUCUGUUAAAUGUUAGUUCUACUUUUUUUUUUUUUCCCUUCAGAAUAUGAUGCUGAAUUGUGGGUUUAUAUCCAGUCAUUUUCAUUGCAGGUGCUGGUAUAAUGGUGGAUGUGGUUUUGACUGAUUUAUUUUGAAACUGGUAACAAUAAAACAUGUCUGAAUUUUA
Molecule: messenger RNA, 1720 nt
Organism: Choloepus didactylus (southern two-toed sloth)
Lineage: Eukaryota; Metazoa; Chordata; Mammalia; Pilosa; Megalonychidae
Product: zinc finger protein 786-like
Exons: 4
Coding region: 404-1225 (273 amino acids)
Biological process (GO): negative regulation of transcription by RNA polymerase II
Molecular function (GO): DNA-binding transcription repressor activity, RNA polymerase II-specific
Source: RefSeq, a predicted model, not a curated record